This is a messenger RNA of Pseudocercospora fijiensis CIRAD86, 882 nucleotides long. RefSeq lists its product as uncharacterized. Gene Ontology annotation, molecular function: small GTPase binding. The record is from RefSeq and is a predicted model, not a curated record. Gene Ontology annotation, cellular component: Golgi apparatus; membrane. Bases 1 to 882 code for a protein of 293 amino acids. The transcript is spliced from 4 exons. NCBI's taxonomy places the organism in Eukaryota, Fungi, Ascomycota, Dothideomycetes, Mycosphaerellales, Mycosphaerellaceae. Gene Ontology annotation, biological process: vesicle-mediated transport.
AUGGCAAAUCGACAAGGCUACGAUGUCGUCGUGGAUGUCGACGCGGAGGGAGAUCUUGGCCAUACAGACUUGAACGAUGACCUCGAAUUCCAUAACUCUACAUUCGAAAACCAAAACGCACGAGGUGGAAAUAAGAUCCAGCCCGACCAAGCCAACAACUCCUUCCUCAACCCGUCCUCGAAUGCGCCCUCAUCCUCGAAACGCUAUCUUUGGUCAAUAGCCUUCUACCAGCAAUUCUUCGAUGUAGACACCAACCAGAUAUUGCAUCGCUGCCAGGCGGCACUUUUCCCAAGACAAAACUUUCUCGAUGUGCUAGAAGGGAACCCAGACCUAUAUGGUCCAUUCUGGAUUGCUACAACAGUGGUGGUCAUCCUGUUUCUUACAGGCACAAUCAGUCAAUAUCUGGCAGAGAAGGGCAAGGGACACUUUGCAUAUGACUUCAGACUGCUCUCUGGGGCGGCGGGAUUGGUUUACGGCUACACAGCUGUGAUCCCGUUAGGGCUGUGGGCGACGUUGAAGUGGUUUGGGAGCGAAAGCGCCAACUUACUGGAGUGCUGGGCGCUAUACGGCUAUGCAAAUUUGAUCUGGAUACCUGUGGCUUUGGUGUCAUGGAGCCCAUUAACUGCUCUGAACUUCGCAUUCGUUGGAGUAGGAUUUGCACUUUCCGCGGUGUUCCUGUUCCGCAAUCUCUAUCCAGUCGUCUCUGCAACGGAUGCGAAGACGUCCAAGAUCCUCCUGAUCGUGGUCAUAGCACUUCAUGCUGGACUUGCGAUCGCCAUCAAGAUCUUGUUCUUCGCGCAUGGAAGUCCGGUGUCCAAGGCUGGGGACAAGGCCAAGCCAGCAGAUGGCGAUGACACCACGAAUUUGCUCUUCAGCAUGUGA